Macrobrachium nipponense is the source of this 978-nucleotide messenger RNA. RefSeq lists its product as uncharacterized. The record is from RefSeq and is a predicted model, not a curated record. Bases 64 to 978 code for a protein of 304 amino acids. The transcript is spliced from 8 exons. NCBI's taxonomy places the organism in Eukaryota, Metazoa, Arthropoda, Malacostraca, Decapoda, Palaemonidae.
CCCGGUCAGGGACGACUGUGUCAAAAGGGACGGCGGCGGCGACUUGUCCGAGCCGUAGUAGUAAUGGCGGGGAGUGGUGGAGGGUCUGCUGCAGACGACGCGAGUAUGGCUGGCUUUCAUGACAAAAACUCCAGGGUUGUCGGGACGUGGAAGAUCAUAGAGUGUGUUUCAUUAUCAGGCUCUUCAGAAGCAACAGGAAUUGAAGGGACCGAGUUUGUUUUAUCAGAGGCAGGUGAUGUUACUUGGACGGUCACAGAUGGCUGUGAUGCACUUCCCCUAUUUUCUUGCCAAAUGUAUGAAGUUUACACCUACCAGAAUCUUCAGUGUUAUGGCAACAGAACGUUAUUACGCUUUGCAGCGUACAAUGGUCAUAUUAUCGAGUUCAGAUUGGACCAACCGGUGAUGUCUAGAGAUUUAAUGUUACUCACGUAUGAUGGCUGGUUCAUGCUACAGUGUGAGAAGCUAAGUAGUCCUGAUGUGGUACCAGACCUUCCAUAUUCUCUGUUGCCAGCAUUGACUGAUGGUUAUUUCCACGAUGUUGUGAUUACCUCACGUUCUGGUAGAAAGUUUGAGGUGCAUAGCAUUAUUUUAAAAUCCAGUAUGCCUGGUAUGGACUGGACAGACUUGUGUGGAUUGGAAGACUCAGCUCUUGAGACUGUCUUGCACUAUUUAUACUCUUGUAGUCUACCUCCCGACCUCUCCCCUGCCACAGCUCAGAAGACCAUUGCUGCAACACGACACCUAGGAAACUUUGAAGAUUUCAGAAAGAAGUGUGAUAUCUUUAUCAAAAAUUCUAAUCUGAGAAACAGACUAGUAUGCUUGAUGCAAGAAGUUCAAGACUGUGUAGAAGCAAUGGCUCAACUUUUCAAUCCUGGUGAUCCUUCUGGGACAAGUCCUUCUCAUCUUAUCUCUGUUUUGAAGGCAGCACUCAGACAAAUGGCUAUCGUGGAUGUUCACUCAUAUGACAUAAUAGGAUAA